Molecule: messenger RNA, 1460 nt
Organism: Populus nigra (black poplar)
Lineage: Eukaryota; Viridiplantae; Streptophyta; Magnoliopsida; Malpighiales; Salicaceae
Product: protein DMR6-LIKE OXYGENASE 1-like
Exons: 3
Coding region: 210-1253 (347 amino acids)
Source: RefSeq, a predicted model, not a curated record
GAAACUGUCCAUGUUCAAUGUAUGUUAAAAAUGGUUUCAUUUUGUUGGUUAAAAAUUAUUGCAGCGUGACGAAAGUCAUAGCCUCGUUUAGUACAAUUGGUUCUAUUCGUGAGAUGGGAGAUUCUAUCCCAAAUUAUAAAACCAUUAAGCACCAGUAAAAAGCAAUUAGAAAACCAUUUACAUUUUCAGUCUCUCAAACUCUUGUGGCCAUGGGAGAAAUCGAUCCAGAAUUCAUUCAAGAAACAGAAUACAGGCCUAAAUUCAAAACAAUAGAAGCUGAUGAAGAAAUCCCAGUUAUUGAUCUCUCUGUUUCCACUCCUAGUGACACAAAAGAAGUUGUGUCAAAGAUUGGAGAAGCGUGCAAGAAGUGGGGAUUUUUUCAAGUGAUCAAUCAUGGGGUACCGUUGGAACUAAGGCAAAAGAUAGAGAAGGUAGCAAAAGAAUUCUUUGAUCAACCGAUGGAGGAAAAACGGAAGGUGAAGAGAGAUGAGGUGAAUCCUAUGGGGUAUCAUGAUAGUGAGCACACCAAAAAUAUUAGGGACUGGAAGGAGGUUUUUGACUUCUUGGUGGUAGAUCCAACUUUAAUUCCUGCCUCUGAUGAUCCUGAUGAUAAAGAGCUAAGGGCUAUGACUAAUCAAUGGCCACACAAACCUUCUGAAUUCAGGGAGCUGUGCCAAGAAUAUACAAGACAGGUGGAAAAACUAGCUUUCAAGUUGCUGGAGCUUAUCUCUUUGAGCUUAGGGUUGCCUGCUGAUAGGUUAAAUGGUUACUUCAAAGACCAAAUCAGCUUUGCUAGGUUCAACCAUUACCCUCCUUGUCCUGCACCCCACCUAGCUCUUGGUGUAGGUAGGCACAAGGAUGGAGGUGCCUUGACGGUCUUAUCCCAAGAUGAUGUUGGAGGGCUGCAAAUAGGCCGCAGAUCAGAUGGAGAAUGGAUCCCUGUUAAACCAAUUCCAGAUGCCUUUAUCAUCAAUAUUGGCAAUUGUAUGCAGGUUUGGAGCAAUGACUUGUACUGGAGUGCAGAGCAUAGAGUGGUGGUGAAUUCUCAAAGGGAAAGGUUCUCGAUACCAUUUUUCUUUUUCCCAUCCCAAUAUGUUGAUAUUAAGCCACUGGAUGAGCUAAUUAAUGAGCAAAACCUUGCAAAGUACAAGGAAUUCAACUGGGGAAAAUUCUUUGCCAGUAGAAACCGCAGUGAUUAUAAAAAACGUGAAGUGGAAAACAUCCAAAUCGAUCACUUUAAGGUACCAGAGUGAUUAGUUUAGUAGACUGGGUUUUCUAUGUAUGUGCCUAUACUCUACGUAUGUGAUGUCGAGGUUGUGUGACCUUUUAUUGUUGCCAUGUUAUGCUUUCUAAAGCAUAGACUUGUAUGUGAAAGUUGUCCUCGAGAUAUCUUAACUGUAAUGGGCUCAUUUGGGCAAAAUUCCGGUUAAUUUUCACCAGUUAUUGAGCUUUUUUAACUA